GACGUAUUGUCGGGGUCGGUUAACAAAGGUGUGUGCAACUGUUCUAUUGGAAUGUUUGUAAAGUUCUCCUGAAAGAUUUUUGGGAUUUUCUUUCGUAAAAUUAACUGAUUGACUCCAAAAAUGGCUGGUGCUAUUAAAGGGUCAACUUUUUUAAAAGGUCUUGCAGUCGAAAAAAAUCCCCACCUAAAACUUACUGCCAAUUAUCAAAAACUCCUUUACGCUCUUGCUAAACUACCAGAAACAUCAGCUUAUAGAAGACACACUGAAAGUAUUACAAAAGAAAGACUUCAUCAUGUUCAAACGACUCCUAACAUCGAAGAGCUUGAAAAAAAGAUUGACUGUGGUCAAGUUGAAGAGUUAAUUGUACAAGCUCGAAAUGAAACAAUGUUAGCUCGUAGAAUGAGCGUUUGGAAACCAUGGGAACCUCUAGCUGAGCCACCACCACCAAAUCAGUGGACUUGGCCACCAACAAAGUAGAAGGAGAAAGAAAUAGAGAAGAGUGGGAGAGGUGUGGUGAUGCGGUUUUGUGCAAGUGAGAUGAUGUGAGUGAACAGAGCACGAUGUGUGUGGAGGUAGAGAGUAACGAAGGAAAGGAGGAGAGCUCGAGUUCUGAGAGAACGCGCGACUGUCGCACUUGCCUCCGAGACAUCGUUGACGCAACACUGCGCGCGUGUUUCUCGUCGAGGAUGUAAACAAAGUUACGAUCGUGUGUUCAUGUUUACGCAUGUUUUCCCUUUCUUUCUUAUUGUUGUUAUUAAACGACAAUCAUAUUAACGGGAACAGUUACAAGGAUAUUGAAGAACCAUUUGAUGUCUUUAAAAUAAAAUCGAUAAUUGACGGAUUGUAAGUGAAUAUUACUAUCAGAUAAAAUUUAUACAAGUGUUUUAAAAUUGAAACAGUAUAUAACAAUCGAAUUUAAAGAAAUUCCAUUUACGUUGGCGAAUGAUUAAAUAAUUCUUACAAAAUACAAUCUUGAUUGUUGAACUUUUUUUUUAUUUAGUAAAGUUGGCUGCAAUAAGCCGAGUAAUCGGGCAGAUUGUUGCUGUUGUGGAGCGGUUUUUACACAGUGAAUAGUAUUGUUCGGCUUUGUUCGUUUGGAUCACCGUGGACCUUUUACUGUCGAGAACACGCCGCGGGUACAGUGAACCCCUAGCGUUCGUUGUCGGUCUAUCUGUGUCGGAUUGAAAUAUCGGUGGCGCCGUGGGAAAGGGAUCACCGGCACGCCGAAGGCUCCAUUAUCGGUAAGUGUCGAUUUCAUUUGUAAUGCCCUGAAAUUCGCUUUCGGACUCUAAUGAACUAGAGUUAUCAAUUUCUGCAUGAUUAUCCGCGAGAAUAUCUAAUCAUUUGAAUGAGUCUGCAUUCAUUAACGUAUUGCGAAGUUAAUUCAUCAACUACUAGACAUGCUUCUACAGCAGUAGACGAUUAAUUUAUGGGUAUUAGAGACAUUUUUUGCGUGCGUGUUAUUGUAUCAGAAGGUCUUGAUCAACCACAAAUGUUUCUUUCAAAUACUUUGUAAACAAUAACAUCUGUUAUUACUAAUACACAUUACAUAUUUCAUUCGAAUACCAAGUAUUUUUAUGACCCUAGUGUUGAUAAAAAAAAUUUGUAGUUUUCUAGUUGAGUUACAAAAUUGAUAUUGAAUUGACAAUUCGGAGUAGUUAUAGAGAUAAAUAUAU
Molecule: messenger RNA, 1676 nt
Organism: Chelonus insularis
Lineage: Eukaryota; Metazoa; Arthropoda; Insecta; Hymenoptera; Braconidae
Gene: ND-13B
Product: NADH dehydrogenase (ubiquinone) subunit ND-13B
Exons: 4
Coding region: 121-477 (118 amino acids)
Biological process (GO): respiratory electron transport chain
Source: RefSeq, a predicted model, not a curated record